Psammomys obesus (fat sand rat) is the source of this 1306-nucleotide messenger RNA. RefSeq names its product transcription elongation factor, mitochondrial (gene Tefm). Gene Ontology annotation, cellular component: mitochondrial nucleoid. Lineage: Eukaryota; Metazoa; Chordata; Mammalia; Rodentia; Muridae. Gene Ontology annotation, biological process: transcription elongation by mitochondrial RNA polymerase; mitochondrial transcription. The transcript is spliced from 4 exons. The coding region runs from base 45 to 1142 and encodes 365 amino acids. The record is from RefSeq and is a predicted model, not a curated record. Gene Ontology annotation, molecular function: DNA polymerase processivity factor activity; nucleic acid binding.
AACCGGAAGUCGGUGGAGGAAGACAGGCGUGAGCGAGCCUGGCAAUGGCUUGGAGGACGAACCUCGCGUGCCUCGUCAAGGCCGGAGGGAGGUGGAAAUGGUUUCCAGUCCCAGAGUACUCAUUCCUGCCCCCAGGCCUGAAUAAUAUCUGCUCUCGGAGAAAAUCAUCUGCACCUGAGAAAAUGGAUGCUAGUGUUGCUGUUUGUGACACAAAUGGAAAGGAGCCUGGGAAUGUACUGGACAAGCUCUUCUCCCCGGAACAGCAAGCUGCUAUUUUGAAUGUGCUGAAUACAGCUUCUACUAAAGAGCUGGAAGCUUUCAGUUUGCUUCGAGGAAGAAAGUCCGUCAAUAUUGUAGAACACAGAAAGAAGUUUGGGCCAUUUGAGAGUUUGGAGAGGUUGAUAGAUGUGCCCUUGAUCCAAUAUAAAACUGCUGUUCAAGUUUGUAACUCCAUCCUUUGCCCAGAGAGUGGAAGAAAAAAAAACUCACCGGGAACGUGGCUGCUGAAAAAGUACAUUAAACCCGAUGUAGAGAAAGAGAGACUUAAGGCAGUUAAUAGUAUCGUAUCUAUUGUUUUUGGUACUCGAAGAAUUGCUUGGGCUCACCUUGACCGGAAGCUGACAGUGCUGGACUGGCAGCAGGCUGAGUGUUGGAAAUUAACGAACAAAACAUACCCAUCAUCCUUUUAUCUGGAAGAGAUUUCUUCAGUCAUUUCAAAGAUGCCUCAAGCAGAUCUCUACAUUUUGGAAAAAUCAGGACUUUCCAUUCAGAACACAUCUCUGUUUCCUAUACUGUUACACUUCCUUAUCACGGAAGCCAUGCUAUAUGCCUUACUCAACAGAACUUUUGCUGAGGAUGGCCAGCAUCGGGUGCUGAGCAUCAGUCGAAACGCUGUGGGCAAGCACUUUGACCUAAUGAUUGGCGACACGAGGACUAGUGGGAGGGAGCUAGUGAAGAAGCUCCUCUCCGAGUCCGUGCUGAAGGACCGGCCUCGGGUGCUCUUCCCACGGGAGCACAUAGUGCAAUACAGACAGAAGAUUCUGAAGGACUCACACCGGAUUGAAGAGUUCUAUGAUUCAUUGUUACAAGCUGUUGCUUUUUACGAGUUAGUUUUUGGCAGAGGCUUCACGCUCAGAUGUUAAUGCACUCACCUAGUGUUUUAUUAAUUUAUUAAACCAACUAUUCCCAUCCUCCAUGUUAGUGGAGAAGAAAACAUCUUGAGUAUAUUUUCCAUGUUUAUAAAGUCAAGACUUUUGGCUGUAAAAUAGUGUGCACAAGCCAAAACCAAAUCAAUAAAUAUUUUAUG